AUGUCGUUCGCCGUGUCCCCGCGUCGUCUUGCGUUGUGUGGUGUGUGUAAGUGUCCCUCGCCAGGGGAUGGCGAGGCGAGCAUCGACCCCCACCCCACCCCUACAACGACACGCGCACACAAGCACAGCGGCACACCUCGCCCAUCCUCGUCAUCAUCUAACCCCACCCCUCCCCUCCUCCCUCCCGGACCCUGCAGACGUGCGCUCACUCGUUCUGUCUGCGCUUGCGAGCACAGCAGAAUUGCGGGGCGUCGAUGCCGGCCCGCGCCGCUCCCCUUCCCCUCCCUCGAGUCUCUCACGGGGGAGGGCAGCACGCUGCCCAUCGAUGGCGCCUUCACCUCAUACUCCUUCUGCUCCUUGCUUGCACUGGCCUUCACUCUCCCAUCCUCGUGUAUGGAUCAGCUGAUACCCGCCCGCACGCCCACCCACCCCACACCCCGGCACAAGCACACACAUACACAGAACAACCACAGACUCGAUCACUCGCGCGCGCAGUGCCAGACGUGUGUGCACGCACAUACGCGCGCGCGCGCACACGUACGUGUACGCCUUUGCACACCCAUUCAUACAAAACAUAGACAACUCGCUCAUCAUAGAAAGCGCAUCAGCCCCAUAUUUAAAGUAAAGUGCCCCAUCGCGCGCGAGAGAGAGGGAGGGAGGGGCACGCACGCACGUACACACACACACACACACACACACAGACACACAGACACACACGUAAACGCGGGUCUGCGGACACCUGCGCUCGCUGAGGAGAGUCCGUCCUCUUAUCUUUCCUCUUCGUCCUUCAUGAUCCCGCGCGGUGGCAUGGGCGCUGCGCGAUGGGCGGCCGGUGCGUUACGAUGCUUGCACUACUCCCCUAACGCAGCGGCCAUCCUCGCCCUAACAGCGCCGCUAUCGACGUGCCGCGUGCAGCUGCUCCACCACUGGGUGGGGACUGCACCGCGCACCGCGCUCGUCGUCGGAACCGCUUUCGUAUACCAGCAACGUCUCUACGCGAGCACUGCUGCAUCAGGGAGCAACGGGGCCUCCCAUGGGCAUGAUCACCGCUUCAGCGACGGCAAGAACGGAGCGGCAGGCAGCAGCGGCUUCUCCUCUGCCCAUAGUAGCGCCGGCGGCGGCGGCGGCAUCAACGGCUACGGCGGCGGUAGUGGAUCCCGUGGCAAUGGGGCGGCCAAGCGGAUCAGAAAGGUCAAGGCGAGCCGCCGUGUACUGAAGACCAAGCGCGCAGGACCGAAGGCAAAGGCCGCAUCCACGCCAGCCUCCUCCACCUCUGGCGGCUCGGCGGCGACAGCGUCGGCCAGCGCAGCGUCUGGUGGCGCCUCAGCGAACCAGGGGAGCGGGGCGGGUAGCAGUGGGAGUGGCAGCGGUGGUGGUAUCGUGGCGUCACCGUCGCCGGGCGCAGCCUAUGCCCAGUCGCGCACCACCGCCCCUCGACGCAAGAAGAAGAGCAGCCGGGUCCCCCCGCCCCCGCCGGGCAGCAGUGCAGCGGCGAGAGGGUCUAGGCACCCUCUCACGGGUAAAAGGGUCUCAACUGGUUCCCUCAGCGGCACCGGCGCAACCCCGAAGAAGGCGGUCACGGUCGCACACGCCGCCUCCCACGGCCGCUCGGCAGUCUCUGCCCCGUCCGCCACCGCCGCUGUACGCGCCAAGGCCAAGAAGCGCAAGCGUAUCCGCAUUUGCGUGCUCAGCAGCAGCUACGACGGCACCGACUCGGCAACGGCCAGCGUGGACAACUACUGGUGCACGCCGCAGCACUACAUAAAGAAGGACCGGCACAAGUACUCCUUCGCCGAUGUGUCCAUGAAGAAAAUCGACUCGUACCGCACCGUGCGUAAGCUGGUGACCUCCAGCAAGUACGACGUCUUCUUCAACCUGUGCGACGGCGGCCGUGAUGAGAAGCGCGCCGGCGUAGACGUGGUAGAGGCGCUGGAGGAGCAGAACGCCGCCUUCACCGGCACGGACUCGCGUGGCUUUGAGCCGAGCAAGAUUGACAUGAAGCUGAUGGUCGGGUCGAGCGGUGUCAAGGUGCCCAAUUUUGUGCUGCUCAGCAACGCUGAGAGCCUCGCCAAGAAGUGCCGGCACCUGAAGUUCCCAGUGAUCGUGAAGCACCUCUCCGGCUACGCCUCCGUCGGCAUUCAAAAAGACAGCCGCUGCGACACGCUGGAUCAGCUGCGGACGAAGGUGCGCGGCUUCAUCAAGGAGUACAACCACGCGCUGGUGGAGGAGUUCAUUCGGGGCCGCGAGGGCACCGUGCUGGCCUGUGCAGACCCUGGCAGCCCGUUCGGCGUGAAGGUGUUCAAGCCGCUCAUGUUCAACUUCCUGCAGAACAACGACGACUUUGCGUACUUUGAAAAGAAGUGGACGAUGGAGUGUGGCGAUCAGGCGUACGGCUUCCUCGCCUCGUCGGACCCGGCCUACACCGCCAUCACGGAGAUGGCCCGAAACGCGUUCAAGUACAUCAUGAACGGCGUCGGCUACGGUCGCGUCGACUUCCGCAUCGACGAGCUGACCGGGGAGCCGUACUUUCUGGAAAUCAAUCCGAACUGCGGUAUGUGGUACGCCCCGAAGGACGGUGGCGACUUCGCAGACGUGAUGGUCGAGGGCGACCCACACUGGAACCACGAGCGCUUCGUCGCCAACGCCGUGGCGCGGGCGCUGCGAGACCAGGCGGCACGCAAGCCGUGGUACUUCAUCAGCCACGACCGCAACGGGCAGUUCUCCACGCGUGCCAGCAAAACAGUCGCGGCUGGCAAGUGCCUCUUUGGCGACGCCGUGCACCCGAUCCCGGUGGUGGCCAAGUCGCUCUACAAGCUGGGCGAGGAGGAGCCCACAGUCGGCUGCGUCAUCUGCCGCGGCGAUGGUAUUCACCAGGCGGUGGCGCUGCGCCACUCGUGUGAGCCGAACAUGGGUUUUGUGCAUGGCCGUACCUUGCUCUUCGCCGCUAAGCGGCAGAUCAAUGUUGGCGAGGAGCUCACGGUCGACUACGCCACCCUGCGCGAUGAGUCGAUGCCUCACUUUGUGUGCAGCUGCGGCACGGAAAAUUGUCGCAGUGUCAUUUUUCCUAUGCCGGCAAUGCCGCGCACCGUCGAGGCCAAGACGAUGAAGCGGUUGCUGCGGGAGAAGAAGCAGGUCUGGAUGAAGGAGAAGGCGAACCGCGAAGCGGAGCGGAUCCUCAAGAAGCGCUCUUCACGUGCCCCGUCUUCUUCCGCGUCUGGGAGCGGCAGCGGUGGCGGUGGUUCCUCUGCAGGUUCAUCGUCCAGCACCGGCCACGCCAGCAGCAGUGCAAGCGGUGGUGCCAGCUCCAGCAGCGGCAGCGGCAGUAGUAGUGGCAUUAGCGCCUCGGAGAGAAAGUAA
Leishmania major strain Friedlin is the source of this 3357-nucleotide messenger RNA. RefSeq lists its product as hypothetical. Lineage: Eukaryota; Euglenozoa; Kinetoplastea; Trypanosomatida; Trypanosomatidae. Gene Ontology annotation, biological process: peptidoglycan biosynthetic process. The coding region runs from base 1 to 3357 and encodes 1118 amino acids. Gene Ontology annotation, molecular function: metal ion binding; ATP binding; D-alanine-D-alanine ligase activity. The transcript has a single exon. The record is from RefSeq and is a predicted model, not a curated record.